GCGUGCACCGACGCAUCACCGCCGCACGCAAAUGGCAUAUGAGCUCAGAGGCUGGCUCCGUUCACGCGUGCACGCACGCAUGUACGUAUAUACGCUGGCCGCUGCCGCGGAAUAUAAUAGCGGUAAUACGAUGGAACUGGGGCAGUCUUGCUUUGACGCGCGUCUUAGGAGCUUCCACCUGCUGCUCGUCGCGCGAGUUAACAGUCACGUUCGCUCUGACCGUUCCCGAGAUGGGGCGACUACUCAUAUGGAUGCACUUCUUGCUGCUAAUCGUCCUGUUAGCAUCGGUGCAGAAAGCUGCAGCAUGCAGCUGUGCGCAGGCCCAUCCGCAAACCAAAUUUUGUGAAUCGGAUUUUGUCGUGGUGGUGAGGGUGAAAAAGGUUCUCCCCGUGAGCGACUAUGAGAUCGCUUACAAGGUCAAGAUAAACAGGGUGUUCAAGUCGAACCCGCAGGCCGACAUGGCAUUGAUGCAGAACCUUUUACGGACACCGUCCUCGGACUCGAUGUGCGGAGUGACGCUGAACGUCUCCGAUACGUACGUUGUAAACGGAAGAAUCGUCUCAGGGAAAGCGCUCAUAUCGGUCUGCGGACUCUCGAUAAAAUGGUCCGAAACGACCACCAGGCAACGCAAGGGAUUGAGACAGCUCUAUCAGCAGGGCUGCGUGUGUGACAUUCUGUACACACACUGGUGGCGCAAGGGCGCCGUGCUGGAGUCCAGCGGCGGGAAGAAUUGCCUGUGGGAAAGCACACCAGGCCCCCAGGACUGCCAAGAAAAAUACGGCGUGUGCAUGCCAACGGCCAGCGGCUGCUCCUGGACUCCCUCGGUCCCGUACAAGAAUUGCAUCAAGGAAUACCAGCGUAAACGCGAGCAGCAAAGGUCGCGGGAACCUUAAUUGACACUUUCGCAUAAUAUCGUGCCUCUUCGUGUCCCCGUAUGCGAGACGGGAAGCGACGACGGAAUUUAUCGAUUGUAAAACGACGCGGCGUGUCUGCCAAACAAUUUGAUGACGGACGCACCGCGGCGCGUGAUCGAGUCACCGAGAGGCGCUGCGGUGUUGCCUUGGUAAUUUAAUGGAAAGCUGCAUAUUUGCAGCACCGUGAAAAUGCAGCGAGAGACCCGAAUCCGCUACUAUAUAUUGCAUGGAAUAAUUGAGUAACACGAUAGCACAUACAUUAAUGGGUUACCGCAUAUACACAUGGAUGCGCGAGGCAAAGAAGUCCCCGGUUUUUUUUCCACAGUUUCAUUUAUCAUUAAAAGCAUAAUAAUACUCUGCGGUUUUAUAAACUGCCUUUAUACUUUCAGUAGUAUCUUCGAAUAAAAUCGGAUUUAUUUCAUAGUGACAAUGUGUUAGAAAUCUUUGAAGCUGAAAAGUAGACAAAUAAGCUUGUAGCUCGUUACUUGUGAGGUCAUUAACGAUUGAUUUUCAUGCUUUUUUAAUACAGAUUUUGAUAUAGAAACGAUUAUAACGAGGAAUCGAUGCUAUGCAGUUACGACUACGGAAUCGCCUAUUGUUCGUUAAAUUAUUCGUGACUUCAGUUCGAUAGCAAUAAGCUUGGCUAAUUUUCUCUUACAAUUAGUUCAUAAUGGCAGUUUCACUCGUUUAACAUUGUGACUAUAACGCAAACAGAAAAAGUAUUAAUUAAUUGGUAUAGGUCUGCCUGACUUUGUGGUGCAACCGGUCUUUAAUUAUUCGAUUAUUGUUAACGAAGGGGUAAGUUUGCAUCGCUUAGGUAUAUUUUGAAACGCGUGAAUAUGCAUUUCAUCGCUGAAAUAUAUAUGAGUGACCUACUUUAACGAUUAUUCUCUCUCUCUCUUAACAAGUUGUAUAUAUUAUAUAUUGUUAAUAUAUAUUAUGUAUCGUUAAAUUAUUCCACUUAUCGUUUCGCGUUGUAUGUAGUCUUAGCCGUCGUUACAAAUGCACUCGUAUUUUAAUGCGUUUCACGUAAUAUUUUACGUGCAUUUUUAGAUCUAAAUUAGAUUGUAAUACUUUGCGUAUACAUAUUUGCCGUUACAUAGAUCAUUAUUCAUGAUCCGUAAACUGUUUAAUAAAAUGAGAACACUGAGUAUCUGCGAAUCUAUAGCCUUACAUAUAACCUUCUACACACAAAUGAAGAAGGUUUUGCUGUUGCAUUGUAAGUGCGUUCAUUGUUUUCACUUCUAUCAUUGUUGCAUGCGAUAACAUAGUUUCGCGUUAAAUAGAAGCAGUUUAUGUGAAUCGAAAUUUAGUAUAAAAUAUUACAAAAACAAAAUACUAAAAAUGUAUAUGUAUGCGCACUUUUGAACGAAAAGAAACGAAUUUUUUUACCUAUAACUUAGUUUAGCUUUUAAAUGUGGUACUUUUGUAAGUGUUAUAUGUGACAUGUAGAAUAAAAAUAAAAGAAAACAGUUGUUUUUAUAAAA
Wasmannia auropunctata (little fire ant) is the source of this 2401-nucleotide messenger RNA. RefSeq names its product tissue inhibitor of metalloproteases (gene Timp). The record is from RefSeq and is a predicted model, not a curated record. Gene Ontology annotation, molecular function: protease binding; metalloendopeptidase inhibitor activity. Gene Ontology annotation, cellular component: extracellular matrix. Gene Ontology annotation, biological process: negative regulation of membrane protein ectodomain proteolysis; negative regulation of endopeptidase activity. Lineage: Eukaryota; Metazoa; Arthropoda; Insecta; Hymenoptera; Formicidae.